Messenger RNA from Lepus europaeus (European hare), 565 nucleotides. It is a transcript of the gene REG4, whose product is annotated as regenerating family member 4. The record is from RefSeq and is a predicted model, not a curated record. Bases 1 to 477 code for a protein of 158 amino acids. NCBI's taxonomy places the organism in Eukaryota, Metazoa, Chordata, Mammalia, Lagomorpha, Leporidae. The transcript has 5 exons. Gene Ontology annotation, molecular function: signaling receptor activity; mannan binding.
AUGGCUUCCGGAAGCAUGUGGCUGCUCCUCCUGCUGAGCUGUGCGGCCAGCACUGAGGUCGUGGGUGGCGUCAUCCUGAGACCCAGCUGUGCUGCAGGGUGGUUUUACAACAGAGCCAGUUGCUACGGAUACUUCCGGAAGCUGAGGAGCUGGUCUGAUGCUGAGCUCGAGUGCCAGUCCUAUGGAAAUGGAACCCACCUGGCGUCCAUCCUGAACGCAAAGGAGGCCAGUGUCAUAGCCAAGUACAUAAGUGGCUUUCAAAGAAACCAGCCUGUCUGGAUCGGCCUGCGUGACCUGCAGAAGAACCAGCGUUGGCAGUGGAUUGAUGGGACCACGUAUGUGAAUGGAUCCUGGGCUGGCCAGCCCCAGGGUGAGAACAAGCACUGCGCUGAGGUGAACCACAGAAACAGGUUUUUAACUUGGAACAGCAAUGAAUGCAGCCUGCGCCAACACUUCCUGUGCAAGUACCAACCUUAGAGCGAGAAUCAAGAUUCUGCCAAGCCUGGCACAGGCCCAUCUCCUCUUCCUUCUCGGCCACGCUGGCUAAACUGCUGUAUCUCUGAGA